Glossina fuscipes is the source of this 5130-nucleotide messenger RNA. Its product is annotated as box A-binding factor. The record is from RefSeq and is a predicted model, not a curated record. The transcript is spliced from 7 exons. NCBI's taxonomy places the organism in Eukaryota, Metazoa, Arthropoda, Insecta, Diptera, Glossinidae. Gene Ontology annotation, biological process: cell fate commitment; negative regulation of transcription by RNA polymerase II; positive regulation of transcription by RNA polymerase II. The coding region runs from base 115 to 4719 and encodes 1534 amino acids. Gene Ontology annotation, molecular function: zinc ion binding; RNA polymerase II cis-regulatory region sequence-specific DNA binding; DNA-binding transcription factor activity, RNA polymerase II-specific.
AAAUGUUCCACUAAAAAUAAUGCAAAUAUUAAAACGAAUAAAAGUGUAGCGAAUAAAGAUAAAAAUAAAUUGAAAGGUGUUACGGCAAAAUCAUUAUUAACUAAUGCGGCCAAUAUGAAAAUCACUAAAGCUAUAGCAAAUUCAAAGCAAAAUCGAAAAAAUUUACAUAAAGCAUUAAUAAAUGGAGCCGAGUUGUUUACGGCAAAUGAAGCAAAUGAAGCUUCAAUAAAAAGAACAGCAGCAGCAACAAUAACAACAACAACAGCAACAGAGUGUUUUAAUAAAAGCAUUUGCAAGCGUAAGGAAUUAUAUGAGAAGGAUAUUGAAGGGCAAAAGAUUUCUUUUCAUAAUGAGCAAAGUCCAUAUCCAACGAAAAUGCUUAUAAGCAACGAAUCUGAACCAAUGACAAUAGCGGGUUGUUUAUUAAGUCGAAAAGAGAUAGAAUAUAGACAAGAGCAAAGAUCACCAAUACCAAUGCAAACGACAAAUUCACCGCAAUCGUCGUUGUCUUCUACUACAACAGCGGCAGCAGUAACAACAACAACAACAACAACAAUAACAGGUCUACUCAACGAGCAAAUCGGUUCGGGGAGAGUACACCACUUUCAUAAUCACCACAAUCACCAUCAAAACCACAACCAACAACAACAACAACAACAUCAACAACAACAGCAACAACACCAGGCAUCAGAGUCGAGGUUCGCAGCAAAUUUGAAUUUAUCGUUAUUAGCUGGCAAGUCAGCAACGCUCCUAUCAGUUGUCAACGAAACAUCAAAUCAGACAGUGUUACGUACUACGACAAUAACAAAUACCACCGCCGAAGAAGAUUCACAGCAUAUGAAAAACUUUCAAUUAAAUAAAAAUGAAAAAGAUACAGUGACGAAUAUUCAUUUCGAUACCGCAAAGUCUACAGUUGCAAUUGAUGCUGCUGCUACUGCUGCUGCUGCUGCUGCGUCUGCUGUUGAUAAACUUCAAGAUAAUUGUAACGGUGACGUAUGCGAAGCCGCUACCGCCGUGAUAAUUAAUCGUCAUCAUACGCAAACAACUGAUAAGGUUAAUAAGUGUAAUAUCGAGAGCAAUAAUAGUCAAAUAAAUCGUAAUGAUAACAAUAAUUUGUCUGCAAAAUCCGUGAUAAAUGCAACAACAACAACAGCAACGACAUCAGCAGCGACGACAAUUAGUGAAAAUUAUCAAGAAAAAUUAGAAAACUGUGAAGAAUUUGAGAAAACUUUAAACAAUGAAUUACAACAACAACACCAACAACAACCGGUAAAUUAUCGUGGUGUAAAUAAUACCGUAAUUAUAACAAAUUAUAAUCAUAACGCGCAACAACAGCAACAUCAUCAUCAUCAGCAUCAUCAGCAUCAUCAGCAACAACAACAUUCCGAUAAUUCGUUUAGUGUACAAACAGUGGAAUACGAUUCACAAACGUCCAAUAUACUCAGUUCAACAAGUGAUCCAAAUCUUAAUUUAGCGGUAAUUGGAAUUCCAACUCCGCAAUCGGCUAAUCAAAGCGCGCAACAAUCCGUCACAAGUUCAGAACAAUUACAAGAACAUGCCCAUCAUUACUCGCAUCAACCGUCCGUCGCCGAUCAAUGGUUGAAUGUUUAUAAUAAUUGUGCCUAUGAUUUAUCAUUAAAUCAUACUCAGUCGGUUAACGAUCUUACAAGUCAAUUAUUGACAUCGACUUUAACUCAGCUACAGCAGCACUCCCACCAUCAUCAUCAUCAUCAUCAUACACAUCCGCAAAAUUUAGCAUAUUAUCCGGCGCAUUUAAUUAAUCCUGGCGCUGCGAUUACUGCGGCUACGACAUUAGCAAACGCUUCUUCUUAUACGCUGCACGACGAUACAAUGCGUUCGAAUACAACCCUUUAUUCUACCUCUUAUGCACCCACGGGUCAUGAGCAUUUGCAUCAGCAUACGCAAUUAGUGGGCACGACACCCAAUACACCGCACACUCCGACCAAUAUCGAUGAAGUUAUCCAGGAUACACUGAAAGGUGAAUGCUUAGACGAUCAUCACACUGCUGUCAGUUAUUUAACAAAUUUAAAUUCAGUGGUCGAUGCUCAAACAUUAAAGGAUACAUAUCAUAGUGCAAAUUUAGGCCAUGAAUUAAGUACGCUUACCGUAGUUGCUCCGGCUCAUUUACAGUCGUCUUCCAAUCACCUGCAAACCAUACAUCAUUUACAUCAAAAUAAUUCGGUUAGUUCGGGCGGUAAUAGUCCAUCACCCUCGUCAGCCUUAUCGCAAACGGGCGAUGUAGCAACUUUGCAAAGUUUUACCCAACUAACGAACGCUAAUGCCAGCAGUCACCGCGAUAUUUACGGUUUAUUAACCACCGAUCAGAAUUCAAUGUCUUAUUUUACAUCGCCACCCAGUCCAGUACUGUCGCAAGGUUCAGCUUACGGUGGUUCGCUGGUAACAGCAGCAGCGAACAGUUUGCAAUAUAGUUUGCAAUCAAGUGCAAUAAAUGGCGCUAGUUCGACAUCACCUCAUCAACAUCAUUCAACACCUACUUCAUGCUCGCAGGCAGCGUCGAAUGCUCAAAGCGUUAAUAAUUCGUUGGUGAAAAGGUCUGAUGAUUAUGGUUCACCGAAAAGUAACAGUAGCAGUGUUGGCAGUGCCAGUGGCGGCGGAGGUGGAGGAGGUGCGUUACCUGCUUUCCAACGAAUAGCUUCCUCAACAUACGGUGGCGCUGGUGGGGUAACUAAUGGCGCCGAACGUUACACCUCAUUGAGUAAUUAUAGAAGUCAUAAUGACACUUGGCCAAGUACGUACGAGACAAUUAGCUAUGCUCCCGCUUCGGUUGUUACCAGUCAAAGUCUAAAUGGAGCUUUAAAUGCCGUAAAUACUAACGUCAUCCGUUCUACAGUGAAUGCACGCUCAGUUGCUACCUCUGAAAAUAAUUCUUUAGUAGCGACACCAUUUCCAGCCGCUGCCUCUUUGUCAGCAACAUUAUUUGAUGCGGAUUUUUUCACGGAGGGGCGAGAAUGUGUCAAUUGUGGUGCAAUUUCGACUCCAUUAUGGCGACGCGAUAAUACCGGACAUUAUUUAUGCAAUGCGUGCGGUCUUUAUCAUAAAAUGAACGGAAUGAAUCGUCCCAUAAUAAAACCUCCCAGAAGAUUGCAGAGUGCUUCGAGACGUGCGGGCCUGGCCUGUUCAAAUUGCUUAACGACGCAAACUUCAUUGUGGCGUCGCAACGUUAACGGUGAACCCGUUUGCAAUGCUUGCGGUCUUUACUAUAAAUUGCAUAGCGUUAAGCGACCAUUAACUAUGAAGAAGGACACGAUACAGACUCGUAAACGUAAACCCAAAGGCAGUAAAUCGGAGAAAAUAUCUAAAAAACAAGCAGCAGCAAAUGCGGCCGCUGCUGCCUCUGCCGUUAUUUCGGAUACUGCUUUGAAUGGUGGUAAUUCCAAUACUAAUACACUGAACGGUCUAAACGGAGAUCAAGAUAUAACACAACAUCACCAGCAGCAGACGCAAUUAAAUACAUCGAUAUCAUCAUUAACACAUUCAGCGGCUACAUCACCCAAUACAAACGGUUUGCCAUCACCACCAUUGUCAGCGACAAACAUAAAUCAUAACAACAGCAAUGACUUAACGGCCGCAAUUAUGUCGCCAACAUCACCGUUACUGCAGGCAGCAACUAACUCAAUAGACGUUGCAAUAACAACGCAACGGGAGUUACAUAAGCAACAGCAACCUCAGCAACAAUCACAAAGACAACAGCAACAACAAAUACAAAACUAUCAACAAAUGUCACCGACAACAGCAUCACUGCAUCAAAAUCUCAGUUCACCAAAUACCAUUAUGUUUAAUAAUAACAACAACAAUAAUAAUAAUAACAAUAAUAAUAAUAAUUGUAAUAAUCAAUCUUCACCCAACACCAGCGCACAUUUCAGUAAUAAUCAUAGUGCAAGUAAUCCAAAUGAUGCAGCAUUUAACCAUGACUCUGAGGAGAAUGAUAAUGAAAAUAUGAAAUUUAUGCAAAAAUAUUUACAAACUCCUCAUCAUCAACAACAGCAACAGCAGCAGCAUCAAUCUUCAACGGAUAUUGUGAUGAGCAGUGCACAACGUCCUCAUACAACAAUGAUAAAUGCAAGUCAUUCACCCACUACCAUAACGAAAUCGCCGACAGUAACGACAACCUUACAAAUGCAAUAUUUGCAACAACAGCAACAGCAACAACAUAACAAUCAUCAUCAGCAACAGCAACAGCAAUCACCAUCCCAAACUGGUCACCAUCAAGUGAACAAUAAUAGCAACAACAAUAAUAAUAAUAAUAAUAAUAGCAGCAACAUACAUUUGUUGGUCUCCAAUCAAAGUCCUUUGCAGAAAAAUUCACCGUCCGUUUCGCCACCGAAUUAUCCGCCAUACGCUGAAUUGAUGUCCCCAGAUGCUGAAGCAGCGGGAAUUAAAAUUGAACAAUUGCAUCACAAUCAUCAUCUUCAUCAGCAUCAGCAUCAGCACCAGCAUCAGCAACAACAACAACAACAGCAACAGCAUUUAUUGCAGCAUCAUGUGCAAAUAAGUCGCAGUCCCUCCAUAGAUGAUGAAUAUGAAUAUCAACGUCAGCAAUUUGUAAUACAUCAGCAACAAUUACAACAGCAACAGCAGCAACAGCAACAUUUUCUGCAAUUACAAGGAUUUGUGCCGCAGCAUUUAUACGAUUUCGGACGAAAAUUUGAAAGGGAAACUGUGGUGAAAAUGGAAUAAAAGCAAAAUGAAAGAGUUUUUCAGAGAGAGAGAAAGAGAGAGAGAGAGAGAGAUAAGGGCGAUAUAAUCAACCUCUAAGUAACGCACCAAAGACACUGUAGUUAUCCAAAGAGUUAUGAUUUUGCAUGACGCAAGAAAGUCUUUUAACCCUUUAAAUGCUAAGAUAUUUCAUAAUUCAAAAAAAAAAAAGAAAAAAACAAACUUAAAAUCUUGCCAGAUUUCACUCUUUAUCAAAGUACUGGACAAAAGGCAAAUUUUCCCUUGUCUAGAACAAUUUUUCAAUACUCUUAAGUAAGCGAUAUAUCGCUUAUAGAUUAUAAUCUCGACGUUUCCCCCAUAAAGUAUACGAAUUAUAUAAAUAAUAAUAUGAUAAAAUUAGAUAAAAUUAAGAGAAAAUCUUUAAAAACAAAA